AUGAAAGAAAUAUUCUACACGAAGUUAGAUGCCUAUCUGAGUGCGUUAAGUGUGAAACGACGAUCAAAGUAUUUGACAACAGCUGAAACGUACGACAAAGUGUUGAAAGUGCUAACAAAUGAAAAGAAAUACGAUCCAUCAUUUAAUUUUUGGGCAAAAAGGCCGUUUACUGUUGUUACAUUUGGUGGUCAACGAACAAUUUACUGUAAAAAAGAAAAAUUACCUAUUGUCAUCUAUGAAAAUCUGUUUCAAACAAUUGAUAAAUGUCAUAAUGCUGUUGGUCAUCUAGGUAGAAAUAUUGUUGGUUUAAAAGUUUCAGAUGUUGAUCGUAAAAAUACUUCCUCCACAAUUUUGCCUUGUAAAAUAGUUGAUAAAUAUUCCAAAAAUGCAAAACUUAUGCACAUAAUUGCUACACAAAAUGGUAUUAUAAAAGAACAUUUUGACUCAACAGCAUUUUUAGAUCUUACUAAUGCGAAUUUUGCAUCAUUACGUUCUAUUAAUACCAAUGAAUUACCAUCCAUUACUUUUAUUCAAGCAAGUCAAAUUUACACAAAUUUUAAAUUAACAGAAACAUGUAAAUGCUCUAGUGGUUGCAAUACUAAUCGAUGUUGUUGCAAGAAUAAUAAUAGAAAAUGCUGUACCAAAUGCCACAUUCAUAGGAAAUCAAAAUGUAAAAAUUGUUAGGCUUUUGGUAUGUAUUUUGUUGUGUUACAAUAUCUCGAUUUUCUUGUUAUCUACUGUUUGUCUUUAUUCAGUGUUUAUUUUUUUUCUCAAACUCAUCUAUUUCAUAAACAUGCUACUACUUUUCGUAUGAUACAAAUUUAAAUAUCUACAUUUUAAAGUCAACUAGUUGACUCUGAAAUUUGA
Messenger RNA from Rotaria sp. Silwood1, 867 nucleotides. NCBI's taxonomy places the organism in Eukaryota, Metazoa, Rotifera, Eurotatoria, Philodinida, Philodinidae. The record is from the annotation of a GenBank genome assembly.